This is a messenger RNA of Malassezia japonica, 324 nucleotides long. RefSeq lists its product as uncharacterized. The record is from RefSeq and is a predicted model, not a curated record. The transcript is spliced from 3 exons. The coding region runs from base 1 to 324 and encodes 107 amino acids. NCBI's taxonomy places the organism in Eukaryota, Fungi, Basidiomycota, Malasseziomycetes, Malasseziales, Malasseziaceae.
AUGUCUGCUCAGCCCCCCGCACAAGGACCGUUUAUUCUCGUGGCUACUCUGAUUGGCAAGGGCAAGAGCGAGGCUGAAAAGCUUGCCGAACUUGUUACUGCUGUCGCGAAGCGUGCUAACUCGAACGAGGAGCCCGGCACGAAGACGUACCGCCUCUCCCGUGAGUACAGCGAGGGCCUGAAGCUGGUCGUCUUUGAAGAGUACGACAAUGCUGAGGCGCUGAAGGCGCACCAGGCUGCGCCCGAGUUCCAGGCGCUGGCCAAGGCCGCGCCCGAGCUCGCCGCUUCGUUCGACAUGAACUACUUGAACCAGAUCUACCCCUAG